Molecule: messenger RNA, 3692 nt
Organism: Effrenium voratum
Lineage: Eukaryota; Dinophyceae; Suessiales; Symbiodiniaceae
Source: the annotation of a GenBank genome assembly
GGCUCAGGAGUCAGAGUCAGAAGAAGAGCCAGCAGCGCAAAGCCGAGAUGAUAUCUCAGCAGAUAGGCGAGCGCAGGCAGCCACCAGGAUCCGGAGCAUAGAGCGCGGCAGGCAGUCUCGCAACCGGCAGGCUGACCGCAAACAAGGGCAGGCUCAGGAGUCAGAGUCAGAAGAUGAGGCGCUAGCUUCCAGCCAAGAUGACAUCACGGCAGAUAGGCGAGCACAGGCGGCCACAAGGAUCCAGAGCAUAGAGCGCGGCAGGCAGUCUCGCAACCGGCUGGCUGACCGCCAACAAGGGCAGGCUCAGGAGUCAGAGUCAGAAGAUGAGGCACCAGCUCCCAGCCAAGAUGACAUCACGGCAGAUAGGCGAGCACAGGCGGCCACAAGGAUCCAGAGCAUAGAGCGCGGCAGGCAGUCUCGCAACCGGCUGGCUGACCGCAAACAAGGGCAGGCUCAGGAGUCAGAGUCAAAAGAUGAGGCGCUAGCUUCCAGCCAAGAUGACAUCACCGCAGACAGGCAAGCGCAGGCGGCCACAAGGAUUCAGAGCAUAGAGCGCGGCAGGCAGUCUCGCAACCGGCUGGCUGACCGCAAACAAGGGCAGGCUCAGGAGUCAGAGUCAAAAGAUGAGGCGCUAGCUUCCAGCCAAGAUGACAUCACCGCAGACAGGCAAGCGCAGGCGGCCACAAGGAUUCAGAGCAUAGAGCGCGGCAGGCAGUCUCGCAACAGGCUGGCUGACCGCCAACAAGGGCAGGCUCAGGAGUCAGAGUCAGAAGAUGAGGCACCAGCUCCCAGCCAAGAUGACAUCACGGCAGAUAGGCGGGCGCAGGCGGCCACAAGGAUUCAGAGCAUAGAGCGCGGCAGGCAGUCUCGCAAACGGCUGGCUGAGCGCAAACAAGGCCAGGCUCAGCAGUCAGAGUCAGAAGAAGAGCCAGCAGCGCACAGUCGAGAUGAUAUCCCAGCAGAUAGGCGAGCGCAGGCGGCCACAAGGAUCCAGAGCAUAGAGCGCGGCAGACAGUCUCGCAAGCGUUUGGCCGACAGCAAACAAGGCCAGGCACACGAGUCAGAGUCAGACGAAGAGACACCAGCGUCCAGCCGACAAGCCGUCACAGGAUCGCGGCAGGCAGUCUCGCAACAGGCUUGCUGACCGCAAACAAGGGCAGGUUCAGGAGGAGUCAGAGUCAGAAGAUGAGGCACCAGCUUCCAGCCAAGAUGACAUUACGGCAGAUAGGCGAGCGCACGCAGCCACAAGGAUCCAGAGCAUAGAGCGCAGCAGGCAGUCUCGCAACCGGCUGGCUGAGCACAAACAAGGCCAGGCUCAGGAGUCACAGUCAGUCGAUCAGGCACCAGCUCCCAGCCAAGUUGACAUCACGGCAGAUAGGUGAGCACAGGCGGCCACAAGGAUCCAGAGCAUGGAGCGCGGCAGGCAGUCUCGCAACCGGCUGGCUGAGCACAAACAAGGGCAGGCUCAGGAGUCAGAGUCAGUCGAUCAGGCACCAGCUCCCAGCCAAGUUGACAUCACGGCAGAUAGGCGAGCACAGGCGGCCACAAGGAUUCAGAGCAUAGAGCGCGGCAGGCAGUCUCGCAAACGGCUGGCUGAGCGCAAACAAGGCCAGGCUCAGGAGUCAGAGUCAGAAGAAGAGCCAGCUGCGCACAGUCGAGAUGAUUUUGCAGCAGAUAGGCAAGCGCAGGCGGCCACAAGGAUCCAGAGCAUAGAGCGCGGUAAGCAGUCUCGCAACAAGAUGGCUGACCGCAAACAAGGGCAGGCUCAGGAGUCAGAGUCAACAGAUGAGGCGCUACCUUCCAGCCAAGAUGACAUCACCGCAGACAGGCAAGCGCAGGCGGCCACAAGGAUUCAGAGCAUAGAGCGCGGCAGGCAGUCUCGCAAUUGGCUGGCUGAGCACAAACAAGGCCAGGCUCAGGAGUCAGAGUCAGUCGAUCAGGCACCAGCUCCCAGCCAAGUUGACAUCACGGCAAAUAGGCGGGCGCAGGCGGCCACAAGGAUUCAGAGCAUAGAGCGCGGCAGUCAGUCUCGCAACCGGCUGGCUGAGCGCAAACAAGGCCAGGCUCAGGAGUCAGAGUCAGAAGAAGAGCCAGCGGCGCAGUCGAGAUGAUUUCGCAGCAGAUAGGCGAGCGCAGGCGGCCACAAGGAUGCAGAGCAUAGAGCGCGGCAGACAGUCUCGCAAGCGUUUGGCCGAUAGCAAACAAGGCCAGGCACACGAGUCAGAGUCAGACGAAGAGACACCAGCGUCCAGCCGACAAGACGUCACAGGAUCGCGGCAGGCAGUCUCGCAACAGGCUUGCUGACCGCAAACAAGAGAAGAUGAGGCACCAGCUCCCAGCCAAGAUGACAUUACGGCAGAUAGGCGAGCGCACGCAGCCACAAGGAUCCAGAGCAUAGAGCGCAGCAGGCAGUCAGCUGGCUGACCGCAAACAAGAGCAGGCUCAGGAGUCAGAGUCAGAAGCUCAGGAGUCAGAGUCAGAAGCAGAGCCAUCAGCGCACAGCCGAGAUGACAUCACGGCAGAUAGGCGCGCGCAGGCGGCCACAAGGAUCCAGAGCAUAGAGCGCGGCAGGCAGUCUCGCAACCGUCUGGCUGACCGCAAACAAGAGCAGGCUCAGGAUUCGAGUCAUAGGCGUGCGCAGUCGGCCACAAGGAUCCAGAGCAUAGAGCGCGGCAGGCAUUGGCUGACCGCAAACAAGAGCAGGCCCAGGAGUCAGAUUCAGAAGUAGAGCCAUCAGAACACUCGAGAUGGCACCUCGGAAGAUGGGCAACAAGAAGGAUCCCGAGCAGAGAGCGCGGCAAGCACACAGGCUGGCUGACCGCAAUCAAAACCAGGCUUAGGAGUCAGAGUGCGAAGGAGAGGCGUCAGCACGGGCAACUUUCAGCGUAGGCUGACUGCACACAAGGCUCCGCGACGGGUUCUGCUCGCGCAGGUCGCCGGGCACUCGCACGUAGUGCACUCCUCGGUCUGGCGCUGCCGCACGGAUGCAGCUCAGAGCUGAGGGAGUUGAUGUUAAAAUGCAGCGUCCGCAUUUGAAAACAGCUGGCUCUUCGAUUUGCCCGUUCUCGGGCAACUGAUGUUGACCAUUCGGCCCCAACUCUUACUGGGAGGAGCAUUUCAGCCAGCCGGAGCCAUUCCAGCGCUCGAGGAAGCGCGCGGGAGCUUGAGAAGCAUUCGGAACUCCCGGCAUAUCCUGGCAUGCCUGUUUGCUGCCUCGAUGUGGGAGAUCAUUCUUCCUGAUUUCUUGGCGAAGCUUUCUGCAGCCGCGCGAAUGAUGUCCAUCAUAAGAGGUCCUGCUGCGUAACAUUCAGAGACGCGAGGCAUGAUGCCUUCGCGACGGCAAAGCUGUCGCGACUCCUUAGUAGCAUUCGGUCAGCAAUCUCUUGGCUGAACGCCUCAAAAAUGGACCACAUAGAUGGUGAGAAGAAGGGUUUGGGCCGAAUCGAGGGCCCGCCAGUUUCAAAAUUACCCCUGAGGGGCAGAAACUGACGUUGGCAAUUGCAGGUGACCUUCGUACCUCACGAAUGUGCCACGAUCUUGGCCAUGCGUGGCCAUCGGAAGCUUGUGAGGGUUAACCCGGCCUCGUCACAGGAUGAAAAGAGAUGCCAUUAGCAGCCACACAGCUCAGACAGUCAUUGGCUUCCGAUGUUUUGCUUGAGAGCCUCUAGGUCUGCAUGUUUGUCCAGCUUCGC